GAUGAAGGUACAAAAGACCGUCCUUUUUGGAUUCUUCCUGUCUUCCCAUUCCUAAACUGCAUUUCAACACACACACACACACACACACACAAUUUCGUUUUUAUUAUAUAUAAUAUAUAAGAGUGAGGGGAUAUUGGAACAGUAGUAAUAAGUUGUGUAGGUCAAUUUUACACAAAGGGAUCAGAGGAGAAUUGUUUGAUGAUGAUGAUGAUGAUGAUGAGUGGAGGUGAAGAAGAGGGAAAUGGGAAUAAUGUUGUCCGAAGGGGUUGCAUAAAGAGCAGCAAAGGUCCAUGGAUUGUCCGAAGGACCACCAGAGACGGUGGUACGGUGACCAAGUUCCGGUAUCCUUCCGAAAGGGAGCGCCUGAAUAACAAGCAGAGGGAGCGGAACCGUCGAGCUGUGGCACACAACAUCUUCGCCGGACUCCGUGCUCACGGCAACUACAAGCUUCCGAAGAACGCCGACUCCAAUGAUUUGCUCAGAGCUCUUUGUGAAGAAGCUGGAUGGCAUGUUCAAGAGGAUGGAACUGUGUUCCGUAUCACAAACAAGGUACGAGGAUUUGAAUUGGGAUCAUCUGCAGAAACAGCGUGCUUGGGCAUGCAGCAGCAGGGUGAAUCUGAAGAUGAUGGGUACUGCACUUGUUCUUGUGAUCAUCAGCUGGUCCAAAAUGGGAUCAAUUUGUUGGGAUAUGGUCCACAAUUAAUUGAUUCAUCUGGAAGGCCUCAUUCGGAUCUUGAACUCUCACUCUCCCCUCCCAAUCAUCACUUGAAAUAUCUUGAGAUUAUGAUGUGAUUGAUUCAUGAUCAUCAUGGCUAGGCCGGCUUAUAUUUUCACAAGUCUUUUAACUAAUGAUUUAAAGAGAUUUUAGACCUAGUUAGUUUUCUCUUAAU
Oldenlandia corymbosa var. corymbosa is the source of this 890-nucleotide messenger RNA. Lineage: Eukaryota; Viridiplantae; Streptophyta; Magnoliopsida; Gentianales; Rubiaceae. The record is from the annotation of a GenBank genome assembly.